Helobdella robusta is the source of this 1707-nucleotide messenger RNA. RefSeq lists its product as hypothetical. NCBI's taxonomy places the organism in Eukaryota, Metazoa, Annelida, Clitellata, Rhynchobdellida, Glossiphoniidae. The transcript has 11 exons. The record is from RefSeq and is a predicted model, not a curated record. Bases 1 to 1707 code for a protein of 568 amino acids.
AUGUCGAGAUAUAACUCAGUGUUGAUGUUUUCCUUCAUUACAUAUCUGAUAAAAAGUUGGGAUAUCCCAAACAACAUGGUCCAGAUUGGCUUGAUAGUGAGUGAUGAAGACGAGGACAGCUACGUGGGCAAGGUGCAGAAUGGCUACUGGAAGGCCACCAACCAGACUGACUACAACAUCUCCUACCAGUACAACUUGAUAUCAACAACUGUGAAUGUGUGCGAUCGUAUGAGCGGCACCAGGGCAGCAAUGCAUCUCUUCCUGAACCAGUCUGCAGAUGUCAUCAUUGGCUCCUUCUGUUCUGCCAACUGCGUGUCAAGCGCUCAAGUGGCUGACUAUUGGGACCUUCCCUAUUUCGCCCUGGACUGUAUCGAUCCGGCCCUGGACAACUCCACCCUCUACUCGUCAGCCAUCAGACUGAUUGGAUCACUCAAUGCGUAUGGUUCAGCUUUGUUAGCAUUUUUCAUGCGGAACAACUGGAAGAGUUGUGCCAUCGUGAAGGAAGUUGAAACUGAUUUCUGCCAGUAUGCUAUGAACGCCUUAAGGAAUAAGUUUCGAGGUAGUGUGAAGAUCAGUGAAUUUUUGGAAAUCACGAAUGUGCCCACCGAUGAUGAGGUGAAGAAUCUCUUGAAGAAGAUUGAACUGUCGGCUAGAAAUUAUAACUACACUCUCAUACUCUCAGUUAUUUUAGUCUGCCACACCAACCCGAGAACCACGAUGAACAUAAUCGGAAAAGCAUACAGACUGGGCAUGGCCGACCCGAAAGAGUACGCCUGGAUCACUCUCUACAACAUUUACUCCAACUUCAGCUUUGAUACACUCUUCGUCCCCUGGCAGAUUGCAAACGAUCCUGACGAAAAAGACAAAAUGAGGAAAGCAUUCCUGUCCGUCAAAGUGUUGACCUAUAAGAACUACACACGUCUGCCAGAUCCAGGAGCUAACUUGCCUCGAGCUGUCACGUCCAAAUCAUUGCAGAUGGAUAUUCUGACGGAUUCAGUUUUCAUGUUUUUCUCAGUCAUGUCAAGGGCAUCCAACAGAAAUCUGAACCCUCUCAGUGGCAGGAACAUUCUUAAUUUGAGUCGAAAUCUGGAACUGAAUGGCGGAGACACUGAGGCAAUAAAAAUGAACGCUGAUGGGGAUCGGUUCAUGACGUUUGUCGUUUGGUCACUGGCUCCAGAUUCGACCAUGUUCCGGCCAUUCAUCAACAUUAACUUCACGGACGGAAAUUAUACUCCUUUCUUGGUGGACACGGAGACGUGGGGCUAUGCCAGCAGUCCGCCCAUCGACACACCAAUCUGCAGCUUCGAUAACAAACUUUGCCCACGCAAUGACAAUGCAAUCAUCAUUGGGCUGGCAGUGCUGUUUGUGCUGCUAAUACUUUCUGUAGUUCUGGCCAUGAGCAUCAGAUCGCGCGUGAAUGAGCAGAAGAUUCAGAGCAUGACAUGGAAGAUCCGAUACAACGAUUUGCGAUUUUUCAAAACGACUAGAAGCAUGAAGAGCAUGUCCCGAUCUUCAGAUAUGAACGAAUCAGAAGGCCACAUCUUUCCAGAAUCCUUCAGAGAAUUUGAAGAUUCGAUGACAGGUGGCGUCACACUGGCACUCUAUAAAGGAGACGUGGUCACAGUGAAUUAUUCCGGAAAGAGAGAAAUUGUUUUGUCCCGGAAGGAUCUCGUGGAGCUUGUCAAAGUCAGCCAACUUCAGUGUUGA